This is a messenger RNA of Bursaphelenchus xylophilus (pine wood nematode), 2726 nucleotides long. NCBI's taxonomy places the organism in Eukaryota, Metazoa, Nematoda, Chromadorea, Rhabditida, Aphelenchoididae. The record is from the annotation of a GenBank genome assembly.
AUGUCAGCGCUUCAGCUAGUCGUUCUAGCGAUCUUCGUCGUUGUGUCAACGCUUUUCGGUCACGAAAAUGGAACAAUUCUGAGUGAACAGAAUGCCGAGGGAGAACCCGGUUGCGAUGAGAGCUGUAAACCAAAAAUUGAUCGGAAUAAGAUGUAAGAAGGGAAUGGUACUCUUUGAGAUCGUUGAUUUGAGAUUUGGCACAUUUUAUACGAUUAAACAUGUUUGAUCGUAUAAGACGUCUCCUAAGCCUUCAAGGCCUUCAAACGCGGAAUUUUGCGUUUAUGUAGGUCAAGAAUGCUAUUAGAGACAUGAGGGUUAUAAAAAUUACGCGUUUCUUAUUCGGAUCUUGGCUUUGGUGACAUUUUAUACGAUAUAAUUUUUUAUCGUAUAAAAUGUCUCUUUUAUGAAAAUUUUAGUGUCAAGUGUACUAUCCGUAUUUUAUAAACGCUUAUUUAAUGGAAUCGACACGAUUUUUGCCAUUUUAACAAAAUGUCACAAAGUUUUUGCAAAAAUCAAUAAUUUUUGUGACAUUUCGUCAAAUUGCCAAAAUGCCCCGAAAAUUGUGGCGGUUGUUAUUGGAAUUGUUCUAUUUCAAGUAAUCUUUGAUUUUCAGUCACUUGGACAACACAGAAUGCAUGGAAUUCCGCUUGGCAACCAAAAUGAUCCGAACUCAAAACUUUGGCUUCGAAAUUAAAGGCGAUUUGAACCACAGAGGAACUAAUGUGUAAGAUAAAAUCCUACAUUAUGUCUCCAAGACUUUUGGAGACUAAAUUUUACACUCGAAAUUCCCAUUGUUUAGGGUGCAAUUCUUCUUCGGAGAGAAUGAAACGAUGGGCAUGAGGGUGACUGUAAACAGUUCUGGAACGCUCAUUGAGGAUCGUAAGUGAGAAAUAUUGAUUGAUAGCGCUAUUGGGGCAGAAAUUUACAAUUCACAACUCUCGCGAGAAAUUUUUGCGUGAGCCAGGAAUCGAACCUGCAACCUUUAGAUUUCUAGUCUAACCCACUACCACCAGACUAAACUGACACUGGUGCUGAAAUUUCAGGAAAUCGAGCCCUGAGUGCCAACGUUGUGAAAUAAGUGUCUAGAAAGUUAUACAAAGUCAUAUUUAUAGCAUAAAAUUCACUUUAUCGUUGUGAUUGCCAGUUUUCCGCUGAUCUUUUAAAAAUUUUUAAAAAUCUUCAGCCGAAUACGUGUCUCAGCUCAAGUUCAACUCUGAGAUAACAGAAUACAGAUUCGAUAAGACGAAAAUCAAGAUCUCGGGCGCCGGCGGACAACUCGACCGACCGGCCGAACUGAACCUUAAUGCGCCGCUGGGCGAAAAAGUAGAAGGUAGCGAAAGAGAGGUGAAUAUCACGGUGGUGUUCGACAAAAUUGAGCCUCGUAACUUCUUGGUGGUCCAAUUUGUAAGUCAAGUUCGAAAUGAGACCGAUUUACCAAUGCGGUGACAUUUUAUACGACGAAACUUCUUGUCGUAUAAAAUGUCGCCUAGCUGGAAAUUUUAGCGUUUAAAGUAACCGCAAGACAUUUAUUAGUAACUUCUAGACAAAAAAUGCAGUAUGAAAUUUUUUGGCGCCAUUUUAUACGAUAAAAAAUUUAAUAUAUCAAUUUUGAUUUUUUUUUAAUUUUUAUAGCCUAUAGAGUAAUUUCCAUCGUUUUUAGUUUGAGGGAAUCACUCUGAACGCGGUUGCAUACCCAAGCUUCGAUGACCAUGGAGCAGGAAGUCAUAUAAAAAAGCCCAAGCACUAUACUGGAAGUCCGCAAUCUUCGUGGAAAAUGCCCUUGAUCUUUAUUUGCGGGUCCUUGUAAGAACUUUUUAGUUACUUCAAGUUACUUUGUAGGACAUCUAGUUUUCCCAUGCAUGGGUAUGAAACCGGCUUUGACCGUUUAAGCAUAUUUUAGAGCAGCUUUUUAUAUUACACUAGAUUGAAGGUAAAGUUGAUGGAGAAGGUGUCUAAAAUAAUGUCGUAAAUGACCUUAGUUGGUCUCAAACAGUGUGACAUGAUCGAUUUCGUAUUUUCCUGUUUGAUUUUCAUUUUUUUAAAACUUUGCUCCAGCCGGACUCGAACCCGCGACCUUUUUUUUGUCCUAACUGACUACCACUGCGCCAUAUGAACACAUGCCCUAAAAUUGCUCUAAAUGAGGCUAAUAUCAUUUUUAACGAUAUUACGGCAAUUUUCGAUUUUCUAUUUUUCUAAAAUACGACUAUAAUUGCCUUUUUUCAGAGGAGCCACCCUUGUUUUUGGAUGUGUUGUUGGUCUAUGCGUCAGAGGCAGAGCAUGGAGAGUAAGUGUUUAAAAUACGGCAACGGUACUGAAAAUUUGUUCUAGCGAUUUUUAGGAAAUUUCGUAAAUCUUACUGCAGCUUUUUUACUAUUUUUUGAAAAUUAGGCACCUGAUGACUAAAACAAUAUAAUUUUUUCCCCUGUAAAUGAAGUGAUAUAACUUUUUUUCAGAACCAUCGACGUGAAGCGGAACUCGAAGCAGCCAACAAGCCGGGUCCCGCCCCUCCGACCAGUGUAAAAGUCAAAAAAUCGGAAAAAUUGGACAAAUCGGAAAAGUCCGAGAAAUCAGAGAAAUCGGCAAAGGAAUCGAAAAGUGGGCAAAGUAGUGAAACUUCAGAGAAGACUCAAACCGGCACCGACGCGAAACCCGAAAAGAAAAAGAAUGCCGACCUCAGUGCUAAGGAUCGCCGCUCUGCAAAAGGCGCCAAAAAUAGCAUUGUCUAG